AUGGCAGACGUUAUAAAUGCAAACCCUACCGUGCUGGAUGCAAGCUUGCUCCCCACACGGCACGGCGCAAUAGUGGAGAAAGACGAGCAGUCAGUAGUGCAUCAGGAGCUCACUGAGCUUUCGCUAGACGGAAUAACGUAUACCGAUAGUGAGGGCGAAUCUGAAGACGAAGGAUUCGAUGCACAGGAGAUUUAUGACUUGAUUUCGACAAUUUCUGACCCCGAACACCCGCUCACUCUUGGGCAGCUAGCUGUUGUGAAUCUCUCAGACAUCAAAGUUAUUGAUCCAAAGGAUAAGAAUCAAAUAGGAGAAGUGAUAGUCCGUAUCACACCAACAAUCACACACUGCUCUUUGGCCACUCUCAUUGGUCUCGGAAUCAGAGUAAGAUUGGAGCGUUGCCUGCCUCCAAGGUUUAGAAUAUUAGUCUUACUGAAGGAAGGCAGCCAUCAAAGCGAAAACCAGGUGAAUAAACAGCUGAAUGACAAAGAAAGAGUCAGUGCUGCUUGCGAAAAUGACCAACUGCUCAAGGUGAUUAGCCACAUGCUAGCUACUUGCGCUUGAAGGGAUAAGGAUAGUGUAAAUUACGCAUGUUACUUACGAGUUAUGGUGCGCGAAUAUGAAGGAAGAUUUAGCAUAUAUAAUCGCAACGUUGGUGACUGAAACAUGGAUUGCUCCCGACCUGAGACUCCGCCUUCUUCAGGAAAAGUGUUUCAUCUAGG
This is a messenger RNA of Ogataea polymorpha, 719 nucleotides long. RefSeq lists its product as uncharacterized. Lineage: Eukaryota; Fungi; Ascomycota; Pichiomycetes; Pichiales; Pichiaceae. Bases 1 to 561 code for a protein of 186 amino acids. The record is from RefSeq and is a predicted model, not a curated record. The transcript has a single exon. Gene Ontology annotation, biological process: iron-sulfur cluster assembly.